AAACAGGGUUUCGAUUUCUCUGUUUCUCAUAAUCUUAUUGAAUGAUUAUAAUAUUUCUUUGCAAGAAUUAAGUUUUUAAAGAACAAAAUGCAAGAUUUCACGAAUAUAUUAAACAUUAUAUUCAUUAUAAGUGGUGGUGUGUUAACUUUCGUGAUUCUGUUCAUAUUUGCAAAGAGGCAGAUUACAAGGUUCGCCCUAAGGUCUAGGAGAGGCCCUCACGUUCCUAUAGGAACUGAUGCGAAGAAAUGCUUGAAGAAAGAGCUGGAGCGCCGCAUUGAGGCAGUACCUCGCAUCAUGCAUGAGCCUCGGUUGCUGAGCACGGAGCCUUCACACUACAUCCUGGAGCCACAGCAGCCAUAUCACUAUAGGUUCCGAGCUGUUGAUGAUGUGAAGACUCUAGAGGAAGAGAUAGCUCGCCAAGACCCAGGUUUGCGUCGACAUCCACGGGAGUCGCUUAGAGCUUUCCUGCUGUCCUCCCUGGCCGCUCCGCUGGACGGGCGUGGCCAGAAACUGGUGCACCAGUUCUGUGAUACCUACGAGUUUGCAAGACAUCAUCCCGGAGAGUUCGGAGAAGAUGAAUACACAGCUUACAGCCGACUGCUCUUGAAGUUAUUAGAUGCAGCCCGUCUGUUGAAGAGUGUCGGUACAUGCGUGGUGGUAUCAGGGCGCGGGUCGCCGGUGCGGCGCGCGCGGCUACUGGACGCGGCCAGGCUGCGGCCCUCGGCCCUGGCAGCGUUGCCCAGACACAAUAAGUUGCCCGCCGCGUUACAUAAACAUUACACAGCGCUUGAGAACAUGCCAAUAGACUCCAAGUUGGAAGAGGAAGUGAUUCGAGUCCCUGUAAAGAGCCCUACGGAGCCCCUGGUGAAGGCUCCGGCGGACGAGACGGCUGUGUGAGCAAGGCUGCAGCGACACCCCGCUCAAACACUUUAGAGUGGGGUGACCGUUGCUCAUUCAAAGAUCAUGAAACUGUGUGUUACUGUGAAAUUACUUGUAAAGUGAGUGAUAAUGAAAUGAAUAUUUACAACACAAUAUAAUACUUAUAAUAAUCACGUGUUUUGGUCAAAGGGUGUAUAGUGUAUAAUUAUGUCAAGUUUGUGCAGAAGGCUCAACUCAACAGUACCUUUCCUAAAUGAAAUCGAGUAUAGUAUUACAAAAGUUGUACUCGUUUCAAGUAUGCCGUAGUAUAUACCAAGAGGCAAAUACAAAGAGAUGUCAUAACUGAAUUUCUCUUUAACAUAAUGCGUGAUACUUUACAGGGCGCGGGAUGUUAUAAUCCACACCCUUUUCUAUUUUCCAUCAUGCAGGCAGGGCUCUCAUACAACAAAAACGUUACCAAUUGUCCACAAUUUAAUGUGCCAGUUUCUGAGAUCUUAUAACCUAUCUACAUUUUUUUACUUAUACUAUCAUUGGACAGGGCCCAUUUGUUUUGUCACAGUAUACAAUAAUACAUAUUAUGGCAUCUCCUCUUUGUACUUGUUUCGUGGUCUAUACACAAUGUAAAUAUUCAAAUGUGAGACAGUAGAACAAUGAUAAUACUUGAUUUAGGAAGUGUAAAUAUAUGUACAGAUAGAUUCUGUACAUAGCAAUCAUAGUAACCAAUGUAGACUAGGGGUAAACUUAAUACAUUCUAUAAUUCCUAAUAGAUUUUCGUCUUUAUUACAAAUUAGGUUGAAAAUUUUGAAAGACAGUUUGGGUUAUCUAGACAGAAUGUUCCAUAUUAAAACUUAAACUUAUAAUUACUUGAACAAGAUUUGAUAUGGUGUCGUGUAUUUGGGUAUUAUAGAUUCUUUAUUUAUUACCUAAUUUAUUCAGCCUAAUAUUAUAAAUGCGAAAGCUUGUGGGUAUAUGUGUAUAUUUGUUACUCAAUCACGGAAAAACGGCUGAAGGGAUCGGGAUGAAAUUAGGAACAGGGGUAGAUUACGGUCUGGAUUAACACAUAGACAUAGGCUUUUUUAUCCCACGAGAUCUAUGGUGAUAGUUAUUUUGAUAAUAAUAUGUUUUUUUUAUGUAAAUAUUGUACUACUGAUUUCCUAGUUUUUGAAUGUUAUCGUAACUGUAACAGCAAAAUGUAGAUGUUACAUUUUGUACUACUUACUCUUUGCAGAAGAAAAGACGUGGUGUUAUUCAAUCAUUAUACAUAUAAAAAUGUAUAUAGUAUUUAUUAGAGAUUCCUAAUAUAUAAAUAGUCUGAUCUGUAUGAAAAUCUUAGCCAUAAAUAAAGUAAGAUUAUUUUUAUUAUGUACAUAAAAUAUAAUAAAAAAUAUGUAAACGAUA
This is a messenger RNA of Spodoptera frugiperda (fall armyworm), 2277 nucleotides long. Its product is annotated as protein C1orf43 homolog. The coding region runs from base 88 to 897 and encodes 269 amino acids. The transcript has 5 exons. The record is from RefSeq and is a predicted model, not a curated record. Lineage: Eukaryota; Metazoa; Arthropoda; Insecta; Lepidoptera; Noctuidae.